Molecule: messenger RNA, 4694 nt
Organism: Anoplopoma fimbria (sablefish)
Lineage: Eukaryota; Metazoa; Chordata; Actinopteri; Perciformes; Anoplopomatidae
Gene: rap1gds1
Product: RAP1, GTP-GDP dissociation stimulator 1
Exons: 15
Coding region: 326-2149 (607 amino acids)
Biological process (GO): positive regulation of GTPase activity
Cellular component (GO): cytosol
Molecular function (GO): guanyl-nucleotide exchange factor activity; protein binding
Source: RefSeq, a predicted model, not a curated record
AGCCAGUCGUUCAGGGGAGCGCCAACCAGCAGGUCCUGACUGUUGGUGAGGAUAUGAGAGGAAGUCAGAUGUGUUAACCUGGUAGUCACCCGGUGUACAGGCCACUCUACAGCAGCAUCCAUCUGAGCGGGACUGCCCGACCGGCCCGGAGGCAACUGGCUAGCUAGCUAGCUAACCUCAGCCCCGCUAACUUCGCCAGUUAAAGGCGGUUCGACGGACAACCCUUUUGGGGGAAAGCGGGGCCUCUGGCUAGUACGACUCGGUUCACAGCUGCCCUGGAGAUCUUAACACCCCGGUUUAUUUCCCGGAGCAACAUCCUGCUGAGAUGGACAACCUAAGUGACGCCUUGGAGAAACUAAAGCUUGCGUCCACUGACAGCGCCACUGACAGCGUGGAGAGCUGUCUGGACUGCCUGCUGAAAGCACUCGCCAACAACAACACGGAGGCCAGUGUAAAGAUCCAGGAGGUGGGCGUUCUCACCCUGCUCCCCACCCUGCUAAGCCCCCAGUCCUCCUGCACCCCUAAAGUAGCCAACAUCAUAGCUGAAGUGGCCAAAAAUGAGUUCAUGCGGAGUCCCUGCGUGGAAGCCGGCCUCAUCCCUCCUCUUAUUCAGCUGUUAAACUCCGCCGACCAGGAGGUUCUACUGCAGACUGGCCGAGCGCUUGGCAACAUCUGUUACGACAGCCAUGAGGGCAGGAGUGCCGUUGACCUGGCAGGAGGGGCUCAGAUAGUAGCUGAACACAUUAAAUCCCUCUCCCAAAAUACUGAGCCGGAAAAUGAGAAGCUCUUGACUGUCUUUUGUGGCAUGCUGAUGAACUAUAGCAAUGAUAAUGAUUCCCUACAAGCUCAGCUGAUCAGUAUGGGUGUUAUUCCCACUCUGGUGAAGCUGCUAGGCAUCCAUUCCCACAACACAGCCCUGACAGAAAUGUGUCUGAUUGCCUUCGGGAAUUUGGCUGAGCUUGAGUCCAGCAAAGAGCAGUUUGCCUCCACCAAUAUUGCUGAGGAGCUGGUGCGUCUUUUCCAGAAGCAGUCGGAGCACGAGAAGAAGGAGAUGAUUUUUGAGGUUCUGGCUCCACUUGCAGAAAAUGAUGUGAUAAAGCUCCAGCUGGUGGAGGCAGGCCUGGUGGAGUGUCUCCUGGAGGUGGUGGCUCAGACUGUCGACGGAGAGAGGGAGGAGGACAUCGCCCAGCUGAAGACCGCCUCAGACCUCAUGGUUCUCCUGCUGCUGGGAGAUGAGUCCAUGCAGAAGCUGUUUGAGGGAGGAAAGGGCAGCGUCUUCCAGAGGGUCUUGUCCUGGAUUCCAUCUCACAACCACCAGCUGCAGCUCGCUGGGGCUCUGGCCAUCGCCAAUUUUGCUCGCAACGAUGGGAACUGCAUCCACAUGGUGGACACUGGCAUCGUGCAGAAGCUUCUGGAGCUGUUGGAUCGGCACGUUGAGGAAGGCAACGUCACCGUUCAGCACGCAGCACUGAGUGCCCUGCGCAACCUGGCAAUACCCGUGGUAAACAAAUCCAAGAUGCUGGCAGCCGGAGUAGCAGACGUGGUGUUGAAGUUUUUGCAAUCAGAGAUGCCUCCAGUCCAGUUUAAACUCCUGGGGACGUUACGCAUGCUCAUCGAUACACAAGCUGAAGCCGCAGACCAGCUGGGAACCAAUGGGAAGCUAGUGGAGAGGCUAGUGGAGUGGUGUGAAGCCAAAGAUCAUGCAGGGGUGAUGGGCGAGUCCAACAGGCUCCUGUCGGCCCUCAUUCGACACAGCAAGUCCAAGGAGGUUGUCAGAACUGUCAUCCAGGGAGGAGGAGUCAAGCACCUAGUUACCAUGGCAACUAGUGAGCAUAUGAUUAUGCAGAAUGAAGCUCUGGUGGCUUUGGGUCUCAUAGCAGCGCUGGAUUUGGUGGCAGCUGAGAAGGACUUUGUCGGAGCCAACCUGGUGUCGGUGCUUCACAAGCUGCUGUCAGACGAGAGGAGUGCACCAGAGAUCAAGUACAACUCUAUGAUCCUCAUCUGUGCAGUCAUGGGCUCAGAGCCCCUCCACAAAGAGGUCCAGAGCCUGGCGUUCAUCGACGUGGUGUCCAAGCUGAGGGCCCACGAAAACAAGACGGUCUCCCACCAGGCGUCUCUCACAGAGCAGCGAUUAACUGCCCAGAGCUAAAUGACUGUCUGACCCCGCCCACACCCAUCCACCCAAAACCGCCUGCCUGACCACCCGGUGACCCCUCAUGACCGCUCUCCCCUCUGUGCCCCAUCGUCAUGUGCCAAGGUACCAUGUCGCGUUAACUGCCAGCCAAGACAUGUCUCUGCCCCCGCCCCUCUGCCCCACCCACCUCCACCAGGGUUAGACCGAUGUGGAUUUAUUUUACAAAUCAUGAAAUCUGAGCAGUUUAUAAUGUCAUUUAUAUUUGGAAUUACAAUAAUUCACCUAGAAUUGAAUCCGCAUGAGGGUGAUCUAGCCUCUGAAGCUGUUUUUGAACUUGCAUGGGACACUAACACUCCUCUGAAAGCCAUAAUAGUGAGAUGUAUUUAGGUAGGUUAAAAGGUCCUUUACAAAGCCACGCCCCUUAAACGCUCAAUGGACACCGCAUACUUCCUGGUCGUUCCGCAUUGGUCCAACCCUGGUCCCCUCCUCUACUUGUGCAUGCAUCUUCUGCUACAAGUAGCUCCACAGGAGCUGAGGCGCCAUAAACAGCCUCACGCAAUAGAUAAGAGGCGACACUCUUUUACGACCAUAGCUGUGAGACCAUGCACCGGUAACCCACCAGUGAAAAAAAAGUGCACAAAAGAACAAAAAAAAAAGACUUCCUGUUGUGAUUAUUUUUUUUCUUUCAUUUAUAAGGAAAGCCUCCAUCCAUGAUGUGCCCAGUCGUGUCCCAUGUAGCUCAAGUAUAAACUGACUAGAAACUGUGCAUGUUUUAGUCCUGUUCAAGGUGUGACAGUGUUCAUUAGACCCCUCUGCCGCUCGCAUAGUCCCAAAGUCCAGCCUGCCCUCCUCCAACGACACCUCCAGUCUUGUACAUUUUGUUUUGCUCGUUUACAACUCGGAACAAGAUAUUUUAUGAGAUUUUUAAUUCCACGGUUGUCCAAACAUGUUCCCUCUGCUCCAAUUGCUGUACAGUUAACUCCACCCAUCCCUGAAAGAGGAUCAUGUAAGAACCAGGUGAAGCAUCAUAGUGGAGAACAGAGCUGUAGUCGAGUCUACCUUCAGUCCGUUCCAGUUCAGCCCCAAGACCGAGUGCUGCCAAGGUGAAGUCGAGACUGAAAUACGGAAUUGGAAAUAUAAUGCAAAUUCUUAACAAGAUCCAGCACCGACAUACUGCGUAUCACAGUCCAAAGAUGGACGUUUGGCUUAUGAGGUGAGAAUAGUGGUGUCAGGUGGGUGCAAAGUAACACAACAUGAAAAGUAGUCAGAAAAAGAAAGGUCUCCUCCAUUAAAGUCAACAGACGUCUUUGAUUCCACAUGGAUGGUGUUGACUUGAAUCAAAAGACUAAAUCAUGUUUUUGUUACUUUGCGCCAACCUGGCAGUUUUUCCCCCAUCUCAUUAGUUGUUAAGAAGAUUGACACCUUGCGUACCCAAAUUCUCAGUCUUGUUUGCGGCACUUUGGACAAAACUCCAGAAAAUAUCAAUAGAAGAUCAAUUUUUAAAAACAUUUUGGGAUGGGCAUGAGAUGGUGGGGUAAUCUAUGAAGAGCAGCCAAAGAACAAGACACUUUCAAGUCAAAGCAGACAUGAGACUAAGAUUUCAGAAGAAGACCGGAGCACUGCUGCCUGGUUCACUCUGUGAGAUACAGUUCUAACACACGACAGAGCCCAAAAGAAAUCACAGACUUGGCUGUAAGAAAAUCAGGGAGGUAAUUCUUCCGUAUGGAAUGAAGUGCGUUAGUGUUUGUGUUGUGGGGUGAAGUCUGAAUGCAGACUCAGAACGGUCACCCUAUUAAACCACAGGUCUCUCUCUUCACGUAGACAGUUGGUUCUUCUAGUUGAAGGGAUUUCUGCGUCAGCAUGUCAGACACCAUACCACACUCACAUGUUCACAUGCUACCCUGUUUUCUGGUCUGGGCCCAUUGCUUUUUUUUUUUUUUUUUUUUUUUAAAGGUAUGAAUGGUUAUUUAUCAGAUUUGUGCUCUUUCUAAAGACACAUGCCUGUGGAGAUGUAUCCAUAGUAACUGCGUAAAAUCCUAUAAACUUAAGUGUUUGUUGUAAAUGUCAUGAGUUGUACAUUUGGAGGAUUGUAACUCAGCAGAUAAUUAAAAAUGAUAGCUGGUGAUGGCUUACGUCUUCAUUCCAACACUGCUUAUGUUUUGUUUUAGUCACUCUAAACACUAAGUUUAAACUUAAGAAAAUGGAAUCAUGUGUACAUACAUGAUUCCAUUGAAUUCUCCCAUGAUAUCUAGCAGCACACACUGGGAGCGUCGCUCUCUUUUUCCUUCUCGUCUCUGUCGAUGAUGAGUCAGAGUCAUAAAGCUGGGGAUGUGCUUUAUUAUUUUUUGCUCAGAGUUUAAAUAUAUCGGUUUUACACACAUCACGCCACCUCGGCUGAAUUUGCACCUACUCCCAUCUUUUCAUUGACUCUGCAUGUGAUUGUGCCGCCUCUAAAAUAAAUUUGCUUCACACUCUACUAUGUUCAUUGAAUUCACAGCAGCGUAUUUGUGCCAUUGUAGGUUAAAUUCCUUUAAAAAAAUUAAAGAAAGAAACUUUGAGA